AUGGCUAGCGCACGCCGCGCUGCCAGCUACCCUGGUACGCGCGUGGCGGUUGUGGAGCAGGCCCGACUAGGUGGCACCUGCGUCAACGUAGGCUGCGUACCCAAGAAGCUGAUGUUCAUCGCCGCUGACAUGAGUCACAAGCUGCGUCAUGACCUCUUGCACUAUGGCUUCGAGGACGAGGCGACGGGGGGCCAUUUGGGUAAGCGGACGCACUUUGACUGGCCGAAGCUCAAAGCUGGUCGUGACGCCUACGUUUUGCGUCUUAAUGGAAUUUAUGAACGCAGGAACUUGGCGAAUUCCAAGGUGGAGUUGAUCCGAGGACUAGCGACGUUUAACGAGAAGGGAAAUGUGGAAGUGGGCGGAAAGGAACUACUGGCCAAGAAUGUACUGAUUGCAGUUGGAGGCAAGCCGCUGAUUCCUGACCUUCCGGGCAAAGAACUGUGUAUCGAUUCGGACGGGUUCUUUGAGCUGGAAACUCUGCCCAAGAAGGUAGCUGUCGUGGGUGCUGGUUACAUUGCAGUAGAGCUGGCGGGCGUGCUCAACGCGCUAGGCUCAGAUACGUCUCUCUUUUGCCGCAAGGAAGGUGUACUUCGUGCUUUCGAUGAUAUUGUGCGCACAACGUUGGAGGACGCCAUGGCGAAGGAGGGCGUGCACCUGCGACCUCACAGCAAUGUAGCUCGGGUGGAACUCGGUGCCGAUGGCACAAAGACGUUGGUGCUCACUGACGGCUCGAAAUACAGUGGUUAUGAUGUUGUGAUCUACGCUGCUGGGCGGGUACCACUGACGUCAAAUCUUCAGCUCGAUAAGGCGGGCAUCACUACGGACGAGCACGGUUUUAUUCCAGUGAACGAACUCCAAGAAACCUCCAACAGCAAAGUGCUCGCAGUUGGCGAUGUGUGCGGUACUCCAGCACUGACUCCCGUUGCAAUUGCUGCUGGAAGGAGGCUCUCGGACCGUCUGUUUGGUGGUAUGAAUGAUGCCAAGGUCUCGUAUGAAAACAUCCCGACUGUCGUGUUCAGCCACCCUCCCAUCGGUACAAUUGGCCUGACCGAAGAACAAGCCCGUCGCAAAUAUGGCGACGACGCCAUCAAGGUGUACACGAGCCGCUUUGUAAAUAUGUAUUACGGGCUGAUCAACGAGGUGGACGAAUCAACUGGAGAGCCGAAGGACAAGCCCAAGACGGCCAUGAAGCUCGUGUGCGCUGGCAAAGAGGAGAAAGUUGUGGGUCUGCACAUGAUCGGCAUGGCUGCCGACGAGAUCCUGCAGGGCUUUGGCGUGGCCGUAAAGAUGGGUGCUACCAAGGCCGAUUUUGACAAUUGCAUCGCGAUCCACCCGACUGCAGGCGAGGAGCUCGUGACACUGGCGCCCUGGGGGCUCAGCGGACGCAGUUGA
Molecule: messenger RNA, 1392 nt
Organism: Phytophthora infestans T30-4
Lineage: Eukaryota; Oomycota; Peronosporomycetes; Peronosporales; Peronosporaceae
Product: glutathione reductase
Exons: 4
Coding region: 1-1392 (463 amino acids)
Biological process (GO): cellular response to oxidative stress; glutathione metabolic process; cell redox homeostasis
Cellular component (GO): mitochondrion; cytosol
Molecular function (GO): glutathione-disulfide reductase (NADPH) activity; flavin adenine dinucleotide binding; NADP binding
Source: RefSeq, a predicted model, not a curated record